Messenger RNA from Rhopalosiphum maidis (corn leaf aphid), 926 nucleotides. Its product is annotated as RWD domain-containing protein 1. NCBI's taxonomy places the organism in Eukaryota, Metazoa, Arthropoda, Insecta, Hemiptera, Aphididae. Gene Ontology annotation, molecular function: protein binding. The record is from RefSeq and is a predicted model, not a curated record. Gene Ontology annotation, biological process: cytoplasmic translation. Bases 158 to 847 code for a protein of 229 amino acids. The transcript is spliced from 5 exons.
GAAACGAUUAACGAAGUACGAACGAUUCACGGUGUCACAUGAUUGAUAAAGUACUUAAGUAGUAUUUUAGUAAAUGUUAAGUUUAGUAGCUUAGGACUUACUAGUAGUUCUAUUAUUAAAAAUAAAUUCGUCUAAAUUUGAUGAUUAUAGUGAAAAAAUGGACUACAAAGAAGAGCAACAGAAUGAAAUUGAUGCACUGGAGUCCAUAUACUGUGAUGAAAUGACAAUUACAAGUACAGAACCUUAUUAUCAAUUCGAAAUCCCAAUUAAAUCAGACGAAUUUGAUAGUGAUCAGCAUGAUAUUGGCCUAUCUUGUUGUUUAAAAUUUGAGUAUGUAGAAAAAUAUCCUGAAGAUCCACCUAUUGUAGAAAUUGAAGAUGUUGUUGGUUUUGAAGAACAAGAAGAUGAGUUCAAAGAGUAUUUAAUACAACAAGCUCAGGAUAAUGUUGGAAUGGUGAUGAUCUUUACUUUGGUGUCGGCAGCACAAGAAUGGAUGAAUAAUUAUUCAGAUAGUGAAAAACAAAGAAAAAUAGAUGAUGAUGAUAAAAGACGUGAAAAAGAAAUGGAAGCCGAAUUGAAACGUUUUGAAGGUACUAAAGUUACAGUUGAAUCAUUUUUACGAUGGAAGUUUAACUUUGAAGAAGAUAUGGGAGUUUUAAAGAAGCGAAAUGAAGAAGAAAAAAAUAAGAAACUUACUGGACGUGAAUUAUUUAUGACUGAUAAAUCACUCAAUGAAUCAGACUUAAAAUUCUUAGAAGAAGGAGAUUCGGUGAAAGUUGAUGAAUCAUUAUUUGAAGAAAUAGAUGAUCUGGAUAUUGGUGAUGCUGGAAGUUCUGAUGAAAGUUAAAAAAAUUUUUUAGGAAUUAUAUGCAAAACUCAAACUGUAAAUAUAAAAUACUUAAAAAAAAAAACUAUUAUAAAGUGUU